AUGUCAGUGUUGAAUAACUUUACUGUGUCGAUAGCUAAAGGAUUGCGCCGUUUAAGAAAUAAGGAGCUGCCGAACCGCCGCCAGCAUGGCUCUAAGGAACACAGGUUGAAGAUGGAUAAAUGCCUCAUUGUUUCAAAGGUCACGAGAUACGAGUAUGAGAAACAUAGCCACGAUAACGUGUCCGACGCUGAGCUUGAAAAGAUACUGCGCAAUAGGGGGUCCGAUUACGAAACGAUGAUAUCGAACCAUCGAGAACAAAAAACAUUCGAGGAAGGCGUCGCCAGGACCCUGAAGGAGAUGGGCGCGAAUGUCGAGAUGGCCAGCAGGUUAACGUAUAACGAAGAAAUGAUAAAGUGGUGUGAUGCGGUGGUGCCGUGUGGCGGAGAUGGAACCUUCCUUCUAGCUGCUUCUAGAGUUAGGGACGCCAACAAACCUGUGAUAGGCUUCAACAGCGCCCCCCACAAAUCCGUCGGCAGACUCUGCCUACCGACUUGGUGCUCGAACGACUUGAAGGGUGCGUUGCAAGCUUUGAAAGAGGGAAAGUUCCGAUGGAUGCGCAGAUCGAGGAUACGCACGACGAUCACCAGCGAGCCAAAGCUGCUGGACACCAUCACACCAGUUGACCUGCAUACGCUGCACUAUUGCAGAUAUCCCCCCGUUUCUCACCAAGAGGAUGGCCAAGAAACGAGCGAUAGACUGAAAGACCCACACGAAGACACCAAUUCUAGUUUAGCCACGAAGGUGUUGCCAUUCCUAGCCUUGAAUGAGGUGUUUAUCGGCGAAAGUGUGACGUCACGUGUGUCUCUCCUCCGCCUCAAGAUAGAUAAUGGUCAAUGGACGCACACUAAGAGUUCGGGGCUGUGUGUGACGACCGGAACUGGUAGCACUUCGUGGCACUACAGUAUUAACUGCCUGCGGACUCACUCUGUUCUGCAGCUGAUGAAGAUACUAAACGAAGAGUACGGCGUCUGCGUCGACACGUCUUUGGAGAAGGCGAGAGAUGUCACAGAGAAAUACAAUCAGAAGCUCAUGUUUCCACCAGACUCGGAGCAGCUGGCAUACUCGGUACGUGAGUACAUAACUUUCGAAGAGUGGCCCACACCUCGAGGGCUGCGGGUUCGAGACCGCGCUGAAGCGGUCACUGUUCGAAGCCAUUGCACUGAUGCAGGUCUGGUAAUAGAUGGAAGUGUGUCGUUUCCCUUCAACGAUGGGACACAAGCCUUAUUAGAGAUUCAUCCGGAGGAUUCCCUUAUGACUGUGCAUAUGGAUGACGCUUUGCCGUAUUAG
This is a messenger RNA of Leptosia nina, 1287 nucleotides long. Lineage: Eukaryota; Metazoa; Arthropoda; Insecta; Lepidoptera; Pieridae. The record is from the annotation of a GenBank genome assembly.